This is a messenger RNA of Sclerotinia trifoliorum, 1784 nucleotides long. The record is from the annotation of a GenBank genome assembly. NCBI's taxonomy places the organism in Eukaryota, Fungi, Ascomycota, Leotiomycetes, Helotiales, Sclerotiniaceae.
UUUUCACCGCGCUAUACAUACAGAAUCUGCCACUCGGUCACUCACUUACCAAUGCACCAAUGCCAUCGACCCAGUGGUAAAGACUUGUUAUUAUCUUCCUUGAACCUGAAAAACUUCCCUCCCCUCUUGGAUUCGUUGCCCUGUGAACGAUCUUAUAACCCGAGACCAUUGUUGCAAAUAGUAGAUCUACCAUUCAGCUGUGUUUCUUAACCCAAAGAAGCCAAAAAAAGAUAAUAUUUUCGUUUUCCCAUACGUUCUCUUUUUCUUUUCUUGUAUUAACAUUCGAAUCCACAUUCACAUUAUCAUUCUUUCAAAGUGUACUCGAGUACAGUUUAAACCGAUCUGCGAAUUUGCGAACUUGCGCAACCUUUCAAAAUCCCAGACAAAAAUUCAUUCAUUCAACCAACGCGUCCAAAAUCAAAAGUAAACGAUGGAAGCUUUACUUUCUCUAUCUUUCGAUAAUCUUUCUUCCUAUGAUGCAUCAAAGAUUCGAAAAGGUCUCCGACAGGUCGAAGGACUAUUAGCCCAAAUUUGUCUAUCCAAUUCUUCAAAGUCCAAUGUUGAUAAGCGCCGUUCAGUUAUUGAUCCGGGAAAAGAACCACCUCCACGAAAACCUCUUAAUGAACUACCUAAUGAUGCCGCAUUUCGAGAAUUCUUUAGAUUACAGGAGGGAUUUGAAUGGAAUGUUGCUAUGCGAUUGGUUACAUGUUUGGAUAGAUUGAUGGGGAAGAGUAAUGAUGGACAGAGUGAUAUGUUGAUAAUCCAGACAUUGGAAUUGAUACAAGGGGUUCUUUUAUUGCAUCCUCCUUCCAGGAGUUUAUUUUCCAGAGAAUUAUAUAUGAAUGUAUGUACAUCAAUCAAAUUUACGCGCUUGCUAGGAAUCAACAUGCAUGAUACUAACUUUUCCAGCAUCUCCUCGAUCUCCUUGAACCAGUCAAUUGUCCCGCAAUCCAAUCCGCAACCCUUCUCACGCUCGUCUGUUCACUUAUCGAGACACCUAAAAAUACUCGCACAUUCGAAACUCUCGACGGUCUUUUAACAAUAACUUCAAUCUUCAAAUCUCGGGAAACAAGUCGCGAGGUAAAGCUUAAACUAGUUGAGUUCCUAUACUUCUACCUAAUGCCCGAAACCCCUUCAAUACCAUCAGCAGCCGCAUCGAAUUCGUUAGCAUUGCUGCAACGCAGUCCAAGUAAGCUUCCUGGCGCAUUCAAUAACCGAGAAGAGGCAGGAAGAAGAAGAGCACAAAGUGAGAGUGAACAAACGAAAACUUUGGAGGAGAAACAGGAACUCUUGGGAAGAUACCUUCAUAAUGUUGAUGAUUUGGUGGCAGAUCUCCGAGAGAGUCAUCCAUUUGGAGGAACUGUCGGGAGUUAAUUGGUGAUGCGGAUAAUUUCUAAAUAAGUUCUGGUGAAGGGGUGGUGAGAUUGUUCAAAGCACACAUUAAGAUUUCUUUUUGUACAUCUGGGCACGCAUGUCAUGCAUUAAUGGGAGUUCUGAUUUGAGACUGGGGUUUGGAGGUAUUCUAUUUGGUUUUUGUUAUCUUUUUCAGGAAACCAAUUGGUUAAUUUACCAACAUACCAGUAGUGCAAAGUUUGGAUGAGACGCUCCUGUUUAUAUUUAUAAUACAUCAAUGCUUAGCAAAUAUUCAAUACCAGCAAUGGUCAAGUCAAUACUUUGAAUGUAUAUAUGCAUGCAUGCAUGCAUGACACCGACCAGGUGCUCCUCACCCGACAAUACAGAACUAAGAAAUAUAUUUAAAGAAUUCAAUAUUCCGAUAAAUCUCA